GGGUCACGUGCCGCCUGCCGCGGGGUGGAGGGCGCGGGCUGGCGCGGCAGAGAAAGGUGAGCUCUGGGCUGACCCGGUCCGCGGUGAGCGGCCCGGGGCAGGCCAAGUCCACGUGCGGGCAGCAUGUCCCUGGCUGCUUAUUGUAUCAUCUGUUGCAGAAGAAUAGGAACCUCAACUUCUCCGCCAAAAAGCACGUACUGGAAAGAUAUCAGAAAUAUAAUAAAGUUAACUGGAUCGCUUAUUUUAGGAGGUUCAUUAUUUCUUACCUAUGAGGCUCUGGCCCUGAAGAAGUCUUUGACACUAGACAGUCAAGUGGUAGAGAGAGAAAAAAUGAAGUCAUACAUUUAUGUGAACACAGUUCCUAUAGAUAAAAGAGAAAAUCAUGGAAUCCUCUACCAGGCAAGAAAAGAGCUUCACAAAGCAGUAAGGAAAGUACUGGCAACGUCAGCCAAGAUACUACAGGGUCCGUUUGCCGACACGUUCAGCACAGUCGACCUGGAGGACCACGAGUGUGCGGUGUGGCUGCUGCUGCAGAAGAGCAGGUCGGACGACAGAGCGGCCCGGAUGCAGGCGGUGCAGGAGAUGCUGGCGGCUCGGCACUGGCACGAUUACCAGUACAGGACGAUUGCCCAAGCCUGUGAUCUGAGAACUCUUAUUGGUUUGGCACGAAGCAAAGAGAGUGAUCUUCGCUUUUUCCUCCGACCACCUCGUUUGCCAUCUUUAAAAGAAGAUUCUACCAUUGAAGAAGAGCUAAGACACCUGCUGGCUUCUUUACCUCAAACGGAGCUGGAUGAGUGUAUCCAGUAUUUUACAUCUUUGGCUCUGAGCGAAAGCAGUCAGAGUCUAGCAGCUCAGAAGGGCGGCUUAUGGUGUUUCGGAGGAAACGGCCUUCCUUAUGCUGAGAGCUUUGGAGAAGUGCCUUCGGCUGCAGUGGAAAUGUUCUGCUUAGACGCUUUAGUAAAACAUUCUGAGAUAUCCACACAUUGUGAUAAAAUUGAAGCAAAUGGAGGCUUGCAACUGCUUCAGAGGCUGUACCAACUUCACAAGGACUGCCCUAAAGUACAGAGAAAUAUAAUGCGUAUCAUUGGAAAUAUGGCUUUGAAUGAACAUCUUCAUUCUCCUAUCGUUCAAUCAGGCUGGGUUUCCAUACUGGCAGAAGCAAUGAAGUCUCAGGACAUUAUGGAGGCCUCGCAUGCCGCCAGAACCCUGGCUAACCUAGACCGAGAGACCGUGCGAGAAAAAUACCAGGAUGGCGUGUAUGUGCUGCACCCCCAGUAUCGCACAAGUCAGCCCAUUAAAGCAGAUGUCCUUUUUGUUCAUGGCCUGAUGGGAGCAGCAUUCAAAACGUGGCGCCAGCAGGACAAUGACCAGGUCUUAAAUGAAAAGGUUUCAGAGGAUGAAACCAGGUACACAACGUGUUGGCCCAAGACGUGGUUAGCAAGAGACUGCCCCAGUCUCCGGAUCAUAUCUGUGGAGUACGACACCAGCCUGAGCGACUGGAGGGCAAGGUGCCCUAUGGAAAGAAAGUCCAUCGCGUUCCGGAGCAACGAGCUUCUCAGGAAGCUCCGAGCGGCCGGCGUCGGAGACAGGCCGGUGAUCUGGGUGUCGCACAGCAUGGGCGGUCUUCUUGUCAAAAAGAUGCUGCUAGAAGCCUCUCAGAAGCCAGAACUGAGCACCGUUAUAAACAACACCAGAGGGAUGAUUUUCUAUAGCGUCCCCCACCACGGGUCGCGUCUGGCGGAGUACUCUGUCAACGUUCGCUCCUUGUUUGCUUUGGAAGUCAAGGAACUCAGCAAGGAUUCUCCUGCACUUAAAACACUACAGGAUGAUUUUCUGGAGUUUGCUAAAGACAAAAACUUCCAGGUGCUGAAUUUUGUAGAAACACUGCCAACCUCCAUUGGUAGCAUGAUCAAACUCCACGUGGUUCCCGUGGAAUCAGCAGAUUUAGGCAUUGGAGAUCUAAUUCCUGUGGAUGUUAACCAUUUGAACAUUUGUAAGCCAGAGAAAAAGGAUGCUUUUUUGUACCAACGUACCUUACGAUUCAUCCGUGAAACGUUAGCCAAAGACCUUGAAAACUGACAGUUGUCUUCCAUUUUUUAUAUGUGAACAGAGUGCAAGAAACUUGGUGUUCUCUUCCUCUUUCUAAGCAAUCGUGCACACACACUCAUGAUGCCAUCGAUACGGUCCGGAAUAUGUUGCAGGCAACAGUAUUCUGUAAAGCACAAACAGAAGUGGCAGGCAGAGAGUGACGGGCAGACUGGAUUCUUUUAACUUUUAUGUCUCUUACAGUGUUGUCCCAGGUGACAUAGAGCAAGCUGCUAUGGAUAGAGAUGCCUUCUGUCACCUGUAACUGUCUGUGGCUUAAGCUGGAGGAGCACUGAUGGCUUCUGAAGGGAUAGGCGUCGUCAGCUCACCAUAAAAAUGCCAUUUGGAGAGUACCUAGAAUGGAGAGGAGAAUGAACUAGAACAUAAAAGAUUGUUUUUGUUCUGGGUUUUGAUGUACUGUAAAUGUUUUUAAACAUCACGGAAAACCUUUGUCGAACACGUUAACUUUGUUAGACCUGCUCUCACCCAUGGGUCAGUUCCUUGUAAGUUUUUAUUUUCUUAUUGCUGGGACAAAUAUUUCUCCUUUAAAAAAAUCCCAGCUUAUAGUAAUUCUUUCCAGACUUUAGCUACCUAUACUUGUAACUUUUCCCAGAUAAAGUAGCUAAUCCACUAUUGAUCAGGGUGUGAAACAAAACUAUUCUAAGUUGUUAUAUAUGUUAGCAAUACUUAGUAUCAAGAUUCUCAGAUUCUCUUUAGCAAAAUAGAAUAUACCUUUUCUUCUUGCUCAUUUGGAAAUGGUAGUAAUUGAACUCCAGCAUGGGAGAGAUAGGACAUCAUGUUGCUGACUUUUUCUUUUUAAAUAACAUUAUUGAAAUGUCAAUUCACAUACCAUAAAAUUCACCUUUUUAAAUAUACGGUUCAUUGAUUUUCAGUAUAUUUACCAAGUUGUACAACCAUCACCACUAUCUAAUUUCAGAACAUUUUAUCGUCCCCCAGAAUAACCUGGAACUAUUAACCAUCACUCCAUGUCCAUGCUCCUGUUCCCGCCCCCGGCAAACACUAAUCAGCUUUCUGUCUCUCUGGAUUUGCCUGUUGUGGACAUUUCAUAUAAAUGGAAUCAUACAAUAUGUGCCCCUCUGGGUCUGGCUUCCUCUUAGCAUAAUGUUCAAGGUUCAUCCACGAUGUAGCAUUAUUAGUGCUUCAUUCUCUUUUGUGGACAAGUAAUAUUCUACUGCAUGGAUAUACCACAUUCAUUUAUGCCUUCAUCGGUUGAUAGACAUUUUUUUCUUUUGGCUAUUAUGCUACUGUUAACACUGAUGCACAUUUUUUUGUGUGUGGAUGUAUGCUGUUGAUGCUCCUGGCCGUGUUCUAGGAGUGGAGUUGCUGACUCAUAUUAAGCGUCUGUUUACUAAUUUGACGGUAGACAUUUGUAGAAUGGCAGUCAGAGUUAAGACGAGCGCAGCCUCUGAGUGUGAACCCUACCAACAUCUGAUUGCUUAAUUAUGCAGCAGCCUAACAAGUGAGUUAACCAGUUUUAUACAGAUACAGCGAAUGCGAUGGUUAGCUAACACCAGUAAGUUCGCUAACAGUGGCACUAGUUAAUGGGAUGCCAUGGGAAGAAUGCGUAGAUACGUUUGGUUUAUUUUCUGUUUCUUAUGAACCAUGGCAGAUAAUGAGCAGUUUCAGCCAUGGUUUAACUUAAGGGUAAUGGAAUGAAAGCACACACUGUUAAAAUCUCGACAUAGCUGUUAUAGCUGUGCUUUAAAGAUAAGGUCUGGGAGAAAGAUCUAGUGUAUUGUUAAAUUAACUAGUUUUCAGGCAAGUCACUGAACAUUUUUAUUCUGUGAAUUGACUAUGAUGUACACAGGUUCACUUACUUCAUCAGUUUUGUGACAUUUAAGUCAGCAAUGUUUUCAAAUAUCACUGCCUGAAGAACACAAAGUAUGAAAACAUGUAUUUGAAAUAGUUUCAAAUUUAGACCAUUAAGAAAAUGGUUCUCCUAGUUCAGUCAGCUUUGUUUAAAUAUCCUUUCUGGAAAAAAAUUUCAUUGAAGCUUUAUAUUGCCUCUCCCCUCAUUUGAAAAGUCACUUUAAAAGAUCUGUUUAAGAGGGAAGUAAACAAUAUAGGUGUUACAAAACACAGUUCUGAAAGCAAGCUGUAAUAAAGCUAGGAUGAGAAUGAAAAGUCACUUAUCCUUACUUACACCCCUUUCACUUCUUAAUCACAUUUCUCCCAAACCUGCUGGAUUACAUUAACCCUAAAUCUCAAAGGCACUGAGUUCCCUUUACCCGCCAGUGUCUCGAUCAGAUGUCACCACAGAAAGUGUCAAACUACAAAAUGGAGCAUCAGACCUUUCUUUACGGCGUCUUGACCACUCACCCAAGGCCGCGCUGGCAGCCGGGAUAUGGUGGAGGGUGCAGGCCUCUGCCUGGUGACAACGCUUGAGUGUGGUGGGCACCGGCAUUUAUUUCCUAUUGAGAAAAACAGUGAUUAUAUUGCUUUUGAACUUGGUUCAUAUUCACAAUGCCCCUCAAAUUCUAAUUCCUCAAGUGAGUUUUAGGCAUACCCUUCUGAAUUUUCAUCCCUUUGUAAUAUCAAAUGCAUUGUAUGACGUGGAGUUUUAUUGACAUUUGGUAUAAAAAUUAUGUCCAUGAAAAAACUUUAACGUGUUCAAUAAAUGUCAUUUUAAAAUACUA
Molecule: messenger RNA, 4742 nt
Organism: Pteropus alecto (black flying fox)
Lineage: Eukaryota; Metazoa; Chordata; Mammalia; Chiroptera; Pteropodidae
Gene: SERAC1
Product: serine active site containing 1
Source: RefSeq, a predicted model, not a curated record